AUGAACCUGAAGGGCCAGGCGAAGGUAUUUGCAUUGCUGGAGGGUUUAGACUCGGUGCCAGAGGAUGCCGAGGUCUUCGUCGUUCUGGAGGGAUCCACACUGAUCCACGUCGUCAGAGCUCAGAGCGAUGUGAUGCUCUGCUUUAUCGUGCCCGGACAUAACCUGGCUGAGGUGGUCUCUGUGCAAGCCUACCUGUGCUCAGAAACCACACCUCUCACCUGGGUAGGCGGAGCCACGUUGGAGUAUGUCCAGGAUGAUGCUCAGGACCUCGCAGAGCACCUGGUAAUCCACGGUCAUCGUCUGACCUCCACGGAUCACAAGGAGCUCAGCAGCCUCUUCAACCUGGGCCAAGAGAGCUCUCGCUGGGCUAUGGACCGCCGCGUGGCCCUGGCCAUGGCCAACCUGGAUAUUCCUCACAACUGGAAUGUGCUGGGUAGCCACAGUGGAGAGGAGUGCAGUUCCCGGGAGUCUCCCCUCCACCUGGCGGUGCGGUGGGGUUUGUGUCGGCUGGCCGAGCUGCUGCUCUGCCAGCCGGGAGGUCUGAUGGCUGUCAGUCUGCCAAAUGAGGAGGGGGUCACGCCACUGCAGCUGGCACGAGAAACAGGCAACACGGAGCUCCUGGAGCUGCUCACACACCCGCCCAACCCCCUGGCCACGCCCCCUGCAGGCUUGUCCCAGGUGUGGGCAGACCGGUCCCGCUUGCUGAGGUUCUGUCACGACACAGAGAACCUGACGCUGACCGUCCGAAAAAACCUGAGGUGGAGCUCAGAGCAGAGCCGGCACGCCGACAUCCAGCUGCUCAGAGACAGGCUCAGAGAUGACGACUUCAUCAGAGAGAUCAAAGCACUCAGGAGGGAACGGACAGAGACCAUCCUAGGAAAAGAAGAGCUGGUGGAUGAUCCGACAGAGAACGCGCUGUAUCCUGAUAUCAAUGGAGGUCACACAGCUGCAGAUGAAAAUGACUACGAGGAGCCGCUGAUGUUCUGCCUGAAUGAGGAGGACGAAGAGGACGAUCCAUCGCAGGCUGCUUCUGAGAAAAGCCAGUCGAUAAGGGAGAGCCAGGCCCCGUCCUCGACUCUGGCUGCAGCUGCCAGACUGUCAGCCAUGAUCCACGGCAAAGACCAAGUGUACGCCAAUGCCAUGCUGGUGGACCAGGUCGAUGAUGUGGAUAUAAAAUACCGAUCUCCAGGGGAGGAAGAGGCAGUGGGCUCUGCGGCCCAGAUCGGCAGCCCGUGCUGGGACUCCUUCGCUGGGAGUCCCGCUGACUCAGGCAGCUGCCGGCACCCGUCCCCAUCCCAGAACGGGGAGAGGGGAGUCCAAGGCUCCGCUGUUGGUCAUCACAGGGCGCCGUCCCCUCGCGUCUCGCCCUCCUCUCCCUUCACUUCCUCCCCUUCUUUUCCUUCCUCUCCACUGGCCUCCGCCUUUCGGCUGUUUGAGGGAGGACAGAGGCGUCAGACCCAGCCAUGCCCGCCAGUCUCUCCUGGUUUCGGCCACAGAGGAGCCAGCUUGCCAGAGGCGACCCGGGGCCUGAGUCCCAGUCUUGAGUGUGACAGUGGAGAAGAGGACAUACUGGGUCACUCCUACCCGUCCUCGUCUCCAAAGCUUCAGCCUGUCCUGCAGUCCAGCUCAGGAGAAGAGAGGGACUCUUUUGACACAUCGCCAGACUUCAACCGCACACACUCUGACAGCACGCACAAGUCUACCAAGAAUCCAGAGGAAGCUGAGGUCCGCCUGCGCUCCUACUCUUACUCCUCCCCCAAGGCGAAGCCGUCGCGCCCGCUGCUAAACCGAGACGCAGCCAUCUCUGACCUGGCAGAAGAGCAGAGGGCGUUCAGCCUAACUGAGACUCCAAGGGAAAAGAGGGUUUUGGGUUUCCGUAAGCGGGCCCAGUCAGCAGAGGAGGAGAGCAGCGCUUCACUCCAACACCUCACCCUCACAGAGUUCCUCAAAGAGAUCGAGGAUGAGGAGUGGGAUAAAUAUAUAAUCCCCUCCAAGGCUGAGUCGGAAAAAUACAAAGUCAGCCGGACCUUCAGCUUCCUCAAAAGCAGGAUGUCUAGCACGCGCAGCAAGACCAAGGUGAAGGGUAAAGAGGUGAAGGAGGGAAAAGAGAAGCCAGGAGCCGCUAACGGACACCAGUUUGUUCCUGUCUCUCCAUCUGGUCCCUGUCUCUGUGUGGCCUGUGAAAAGUCCAUUUCUGGGAAGGAGCUGUUGCAGUGCUCCAAUUGUUUGUUGAACGUCCAUAAAGGAUGUCGAGAGUCGGCUGCAGCCUGUGGGAAGAAGCCUCAGGAAAGGAAUGCGUUGACGAUGAAAAGCAAGGCCUUUUCUCUCCCACAGAACUCUGUGAAAGACAACACUCCAGCCUCCCUCUCCUCCACCUCCUCCUCCGCCUCCUCCUCCUUCUCCUCCUCCUCUUCGCUUCCAGCCACGACUAAAGACAAGCGAGAGACAGCAGUGCCUCUCGCCAAGAGCCUCUCUGUCUCUAUAGACGGCAGACGGCUGAGUGAUGUGGACAGUGAGGCCAGUGUGACUGCCUUGGCGAGCGGCUCGUUGGCUGAUGAGGCGACACCGAUCACAGCAACACCACCAUCUGCCGACCCCCCCCCUCAGCAAGAGGCAGUUGACGCCCCCCUGCUGAGCGACCUGUCCGCCGACCUCCUGGGACUCGAGGCGGAGUCGUGGAGUCUCGCAGUCAGCCCAGACUUCUGCAGACAGCACGACAAACACACCAUCAAACGACAGGAUGUCAUUUAUGAGCUGAUGCAGACGGAGCUGCACCACAUCCAGACGCUGACGGUCAUGUCGGAGGUGUUCAGGAGGGGCAUGCUGGAGGAGCUGCAGCUGGACUGGGACUGUGUGGCCCGGAUCUUCCCCUGCUUGGAUCCUCUGCUGCUCUUCCACAGGAAUCUGUUUGGAGCGCUGCAGGAACGCCGGCAGGCCACCACCCAGCUCGAAAACCCUCGGAAUCACCUCAUCCAUCGGAUCGGGGACAUACUCCUUCAACAGUUCUCAGACGAAAACGCUGAGAAGAUGAAGCAGGUGUACGGAGAGUUCUGCAGCCACCACACGGAGGCCGUCAACGUCUUCAAAGAGCUGCAGCAACAGAACAAGAAACUUCAAAUCUUUGUCAAACAACAGAGCAAUAAAUCUCUGGUCAGACGGAGGGAGGUGCCAGAAUUUAUCCUGCUAGUCACUCAGCGCAUCACCAAGUACCCAGUGCUGCUGGAAAGGAUACUGCAGUACACUCAGGAGGGGAGUCAGGAGCACUCUGACCUGUCACGCGCCUUGGCUCAGAUCCGUGAUGUCAUCGCUGCAGUGGAUCUGAGCGUCAGUAAGUACGAGCGGGGUCAGGAGCUGCAGGAGGUGCUGGCCCGGCUGGAGAACAAAAGCUUCGCCAAAUUAAAGAACGGCAAGGUGUUUCGCAAACAGGAGCUGCGCAGCCAGCACAGGGUCCUGCAGCACAAAGGGCUGGUCUACUGGAAGACGGCCACGGGCAGACUGAAAGACAUUUUAGCACUCCUGCUCACCGACGUUCUGGUUUUCCUGCAAGAGAAAGACCAGCGCUUCGUGUUUGCUGCUGUGGACCAGAAGCCUCCUGUAAUCCCUCUGCAGAAGCUCAUUGUUAGGGAAGUAGCCAAUGAGGAGAGAGGGAUGUUCCUUAUCUCCGCCUCCUCAGUGGGACCGGAGAUGUAUGAAAUUCACACCGCCACCAGAGAGGAGAGGAACGCGUGGAUGAGGCACAUUCGACAAGCUGUAGAGAGUUGUCCUGAAGAGGAGGAGGAGGAGGAGCGGAGUGCUGAGUCGGAGGAGGCCAGGAGAGCCGCCGAGGCCAGAGUUCAAAAGAUCCAUAAGUUCCAAGAGACUCUGCUGGGUCAGGACCAGCGGAUCUGCAGCAGCCUGGAGGAGAAGCUGCAGCUGUACGCCGAGCUCACGGAGUUAACCCUCCGCUCACCAGAACCUGCACCACAGCGCCACCUCCUGGUCCAACCAGACACUGACAGUGAGAUGACACGACAGGCUUCCACUCUGCUCACAGCGGCCCUGAGAGAAGCGGAGAAGCUGAUCGCCAUUCUUCAGACCCGUGAGGCCUUUUCUGUACACAGCCAGGGCUCUCCUGUGCAGGGACAAGAGUGCUGCAGCUACAACAGCCACGGCAGCAUCCAGGAGUCUCCCUCUGAACCGGAUUAUCUGAGCACGCUCAGUGUGAGCUCCACCUCUCUCGUGUCAGACAGUGAGUGGACAGGGCCGGACAGCUCGAUGUGGAGCUCUGCUGCAGAGCUGAGGAGAGGAGACACCAACGGGACACAGAUAAAGGUGGCAGAGUGUGUCCAGAGUCUGACUCAGCUACUUUACAGUCUGCAGGCUGCUGUUACCCUGCAGGACAGUUGUUAUGAAGUCCAGAAACUCCUUCUUCUGGAGGGAGAGCGACCACAGCUCCGCACCCCCACUUCCCUCCUAAACAACCUGGAGCAGGAGAAGCAAAGGAGUGUCGAUAAGAGGAGAGAGGAACUGGAAAGGAAGAGCUUAGAGAGGAAGAGAGAGGACGUGGACGGGGUUCAGAAACUCCAUGCGAAGCUGAAACAGGAGCAGCAACGCUGGGACAAAGAGUGUCUGGCCAGGGAAAAACAGCAGAGCGAGCAGGAGAGUCUGCUGGAGCAGCGGGAGCAGCAGUGCCUCCUGGAGGCCGAGAGGCUGCGCUGUGAGCGAGAGGAGCUCGAGGCCCAGCUGCUGGAGUAUCAACAAAACCUGGACAGGCUGAGGGAGGGCCAGAUGAGCGUGGAGAGGGAAAAGGAGAAGAUUGAAGCCCAGCAGAGGCUGCUCCAGAGCUGGAGACACAACCGCCAGACCAGCCUCCCUGUUAUGAUACCACUGGAUGGAUACCAGGUGUCCAGCCACAGUCGCUCAGGCAGCCUGGAUGGAAACUGUUCUGUGUAUGAGAACGAGGCCGCUCUGCUUCGCUCCCUCCAGCAGAAUCACCUCCAUCAGCCCAACAACAACCAGCACCAGCGUCUGCACACCGGACCGAGGAAGAACCAAGACGGCCCCCUGCACAGCCCCAGUCACACCGCUAACCUUGGCCUCAGCCCCAGUCUCUAUAACAGCCUCAACACCCUCCUCAGUCAGGCACACAGCAAAGCCCCUCCGGACGCUCUACCCUACCCAAACCACAGCCGCCCUCGUCCGCUGGGCGACUCCAUCCACCCCUUCAGCACUGGAGUCUCCACGCAACCGCAGAAGACCAACAACACAGAAUUCAGCCCGCCAUUGGACAGGUUUCCCCUGGGACCCUGGAGGACAGGGAUCACGGGCUUGGGGCUGUAUGAGGACGACUACCCCCCCUCUGCCUCUCUCACCCCCCUCCUGACCCCGCAGGCUUACCUCUCUCUGGAAGGACAAAACGGGGAGGAGGGAGUAGAGGAGAACAUUGUUUAUCUCUAAAAACCCUGAAAGAGGAACGAGCGAUGCUGACCGCCCGAUCCAGAACUGGACCGACAAAAAUAUACCUGAUAAAAAAGACAUGCUUGGUGGACAGGCUUGUGUGUGUGUGUGUGUGUGUGUGUGUGUGUGUGUGUGUGUGUGUGUGUAUGUGUGUGCGUGUGUGUUUACAUGUGCGUCCAUCUAAAUGUGAUUGACGUACUGUAUGUUCUGAGGAAUGUUUUUUUUUUUGUUUUUUUUUUCAUCUUUAAAAUAAAAUAAACCUGUAUAAUCCGAUGAGGGAACUGCAAAAGGAGGGAAGUAAAUAUUUGCAGAACUAUGUGCCUUUUUUGAAUUUAUGUCGCUGUUAAUCACUCCCUCCUGAGUAAUCGAAAACCAUUGUGCCUUUGUAUUAAAAAAAAAAACUCUUUGCAAAUCAGCUUUUAUACCUGUGCUACCCUCGUCAGUGGUAAAUUUCUUGUAAAUCACUACUUGUACUGUCCCUUUCAGUAUCUGUUGCACUUGUUUGAUGGCAGAGUUUCUCAUGUUCCCUAAACACUGGGGCCUGAAGCGCCAGGGAUUCAGGGCCUCGGCAUUAGCAUUGACGUAUUUCCCAUGAGCACUUACUGCACAAAAGAGAUAUCAGAGAUGCCAGUGUAGUCCUACAACAACCCAACACUAUGUACAGCAUAAACUGCUUUCCUAUUGUAUGAUGGUUAUGUACCUCCCAGCUGAUUUGAAAACUGAGUAUUUAAGAGGGACCGUAAGCAUUUAGGACACAAGAAAAUAUUGGCAUUAUUGUAUAAAUAUUGAAUAUAUGUAUAGUUUUAUGGAAAGGCUACCUAUGCACACUAUAAAUGAUGUAUGAUGUAUAAUUUUCCUCACUCAAGUGCCAAAAAUCUUGCUAUCCAAUACUGUAAGUGAUUCCUGUAAAGAGAUACUAUAUAGCGUUGUUUUCUGUUUAUCUCCUUUUUUUUUGACAAGUUGGUAAUUUAUUGUGUGUAAAUUGCUUUGUGCACUGUCAACAUUAAUAUUUGUUUGAUAUAUGUUCUCUGUUUGAUAUGUAAUCUCUGUAAUCAA
Molecule: messenger RNA, 6492 nt
Organism: Myripristis murdjan (pinecone soldierfish)
Lineage: Eukaryota; Metazoa; Chordata; Actinopteri; Holocentriformes; Holocentridae
Product: rho guanine nucleotide exchange factor 28-like
Exons: 38
Coding region: 1-5436 (1811 amino acids)
Biological process (GO): regulation of Rho protein signal transduction
Molecular function (GO): guanyl-nucleotide exchange factor activity
Source: RefSeq, a predicted model, not a curated record